Messenger RNA from Gryllus bimaculatus (two-spotted cricket), 2993 nucleotides. The record is from the annotation of a GenBank genome assembly. Lineage: Eukaryota; Metazoa; Arthropoda; Insecta; Orthoptera; Gryllidae.
GCAGUGUCGGGUCGACCGCCGACGAACCAUGAGAGUAGUAGCGCGCUGCGACUCGCUGAGCGGUGUGGUGGUGGUGGCGGCGGCCGCCGUCGUCGCCUGCGCGGCGCUGGUGGCCGGCGCCCCCGCCGGCGCGGGUGCCGGCGGCGAGGCCCUCCCACCCUCGUGUGACAGCAAAAUUUACUGCCAAGGCGAGCUCCUCAGUGUCGUCCAGAACGCUCACUUGUAUCCCGACUCGAAGAAAUUCGUCGACAAGCGGCUCAUCUACUCGCCGGACGAGACGCUGGAGCAGUUCGACGCGUUGAUGAAGCAAACCGGAGGCAACCCGUCCAAGGAGCAAAUCCAAAAGUUCGUAGACGAUUACUUCGAGGACGGCAACGAGCUGGAGGGGGCGGACCUGCCCGACUGGGUGGCCGAGCCGGCGCUGCUCCGCCGUAUCGCCGACCCCAAGCUGCGCGCCUGGGCGUCCGAGCUGAACGGCAUAUGGAAGAAUCUCAGCAGAAGGGUUUCCGACGAAGUCAGGGACCACACGGACAGAUACUCGCUCAUCUACGUUCCUCACCACUUCAUCGUGCCAGGCGGGCGCUUUAGGGAGCUGUACUAUUGGGAUACCUACUGGAUUGUUCGAGGGCUUCUGCUUAGCGAUAUGAAGGACACUGUAAAGGGUAUAAUAGAAAAUUUCUUGUUCCUGCUGGACACCCAUGGAAUAAUUCCUAAUGGAGCAAGAAUUUACUACUUGGAACGCUCGCAACCCCCGCUUCUGACUCCCAUGGUCUACAAUUACUUUCUGGCUACCAAGGAUGAAGAAUUUGUGAAGAAAAACAUCCACUUGCUUGAAAGAGAAUUAGAUUUCUGGAUGAAAAAUCGUACAGUAAACGUGCACAAGGAUGGAAAAACCUACACUCUUCUCAGAUACUAUUCUCCAUCGCAGGGCCCUAGACCAGAAUCAUACAGGGAGGAUUACAUGAACGGCCAAGUAUUCUCUUCUGAUCAAAGAAAAGAAGAAUUUUACAUAGACUUGAAAUCUGCUGCAGAAUCUGGUUGGGAUUUCUCCAGUCGAUGGUUCAUCAAAGAUGGUAGCAACAAAGGAAACUUGACAGACAUUCAUACAAAAUAUAUAAUUCCAGUAGAUGUCAAUGCUUUUGUGUAUGGUAAUGCUCGUUUGCUUUCUACAUUGCACACGGAAGUUGUAGGAAACUUGGAUAAAGCCAAAAAAUAUUCCCAAAUUGCCCAUGAACUGAAGGAGGCAGUCACAGCAGUAUUAUGGAAUGGUACAACUGGUUCUUGGUUUGAUUAUGAUCUUCUGAAUGCAAAACAGCGCACCUACUUUUACCCAUCAAACCUUGCUCCUUUAUGGACAAAGUGUUACAAUGAGAAAGAGACUCCCAUCAUUGCACAAAAAGUAGUUAAAUACUUACAAAGUAUUGAAAUUUUACAACACUAUCUUGGUGGAAUUCCCACAUCACUGAAUAACACAGGAGAACAAUGGGAUCUUCCCAAUGCCUGGCCACCUCUCCAAAACAUUAUUAUUCAAGGCUUGCAGUCCACUAAGGAACCUAGUGCCCAGAAAUUAGCUUAUGAAUUCGCUGAACAAUGGAUUCGAUCAAACUACAAAGGAUUUGUGGAACACCAUGAUAUGUAUGAAAAGUAUGAUGCGGAGGUUCCAGGAAAUUCUGGAGGAGGGGGAGAAUACAUUCCACAAUCAGGAUUUGGAUGGACAAAUGGAGUGGUUCUUGAACUAUUGGACACCUAUGGAACACGCCUAACAGCAGACAACACUAUGAGAAGAGAAGUUUGAUGAAUAUCUGAAUUCCAUCUACUAAUGAAUCUUGAAGUGGAUGAAACACACAGCAUGAACCAGUCAGUAUUUAUAUAAAAUUCCUCUUACAAUGGAAGAUGCAAGCCUUUACAAGAUGUACAGAAGAAUACAUAUUUGUAUCUGCAAACCACCUAGUCAUAAAUUGUGAAUGUACCACUGAAUGAAAGAAUUGGAUUAUUUUCGAAAUGGCUUACAUAAACAAGACUAAAACUAAUAAGAAACUCUUCAAUAUUUUCUUAAUCAAUUGGAAACUUUGUUUCAUAAUGUUUAGUGUUUAAAAAAAAUUGAUUCUUGAAACAAAGUAUACCCACAGUGAAUUAGCAGCAAUGUUGGAAAAGUAAAAACAUUUCACUUGCCAUGUUAGGUGCAAUGUACUUUCGAAGUUCUUGUGCUAGUCAAGUAACUAAUUUUUCAUAACAUGGAUUUAGUUUGGAUUAUUUAUUGCAAAAUGAGCAACCUCAAUGCAGGAAAGAAAAUACAUAAUUCAAAGAAAAGUUUCUCAUAAGCAUCAAGGUUGCUCAGAUGUUAACAGUAUUAAUUGUAGGGUUUUGUUGUGCUUGCAAUUUGCCACGUUACCAGAGCUGUUUGUAAUACAUGGAUCACCACAAUCUUCAUGAAGAAGAAAUACAAUAUGAGUAAACAUAUUGUUGUUAGUGCAAAGGAAAAAGGAAAAAUCACCUGAAGUUCCCACAUAAUUAUCCUGUUUAUGUUUUUAAAAAUAAAUUAAACAUACAUUAAAUUUAAUGUGCAAAAUAGCUAGUACAAACUUUGUCAGUUAUGUGUAAAUAUUGUGUAAAAAUAAUGUAGACAUUGUAAUAAAAAUUUUAACAUUUUUAUCUUGAUUUGUAUCCAUUUCAACACAAAUAAAUAUACUGUAUAUCAGUAAAUUGACACUUCAAUUAAAAUACAAGUUAAUGAGACUUGCAUAUUAAAGUGAUAAGCAACUGUGACUAUUACUGCUAGAACGUGUAGAAUAACCAAGUUGCUGUACAUCACGUGUUAUUGUAUUGAAGCAAACCUUCACCCAUCCUUGGGACCGCACCCUGGUAACUAUAAAAAGAACCAUUUAUCAAUACUCAGCACAAUGUUCUAUAAAUAAAAAGAGGAUUUACCUUCUCUGCCUUCGCCCUGACCCAAGAUUCGAGGUUCCACAUAUUCAGGACGACGGCCAGUAAGC